Molecule: messenger RNA, 555 nt
Organism: Mixia osmundae IAM 14324
Lineage: Eukaryota; Fungi; Basidiomycota; Mixiomycetes; Mixiales; Mixiaceae
Exons: 1
Coding region: 1-555 (184 amino acids)
Source: RefSeq, a predicted model, not a curated record
AUGCUGAGACUGACAGGACUGCGAGGCUGCAACAGGUUCACUCGGGGCAGACGACUCAUCUCGGUCAAGUCUGUGCCUGCGAUCGGCGAGGAUGCACUGCCGCUACAGCCAACAUGGUCGGUGACCGAUGACAUCGAGGCCAGUCGGACAGACAAGCCCAUCAGCAACGAGGACCUGCUGCAUCUACACAGACUGGCUGCUUUGCUUCCUCCUCCGGUCGACUCACCCGAAUGGAAACGGAUCCAAGCUCAGCUAAGCUCCCUACGCGAUCUCAUCGAGACGGUGCGCAAUUUACCCGAAGAGCCUACUUCUGUCGAGUCGGACCAGGUACCCGAUGGCCGCAUAUGGCCGCAGGGUCGCUCGCUUCCUCUCAUGGGUCUACAGAAGGAGCAAGGACGAUUGAAGCGUCAGGGCAACAAGAAGAAACUCGAUCCUGAUGAUGUUCCUCGUCUUCCUGCCAGUGACGAACGGGGACAGUCACUCCUCAAGUUGAGCAAUAUGACCAAGGACGACUUCUAUCUCGUUCCGACACCUCUGACCAGCAGAAGAAAGUGA